GGACAGAUUCUAUGGUGGUACUGUCUUGGCUUACCACCCCACAUGAGACGUUUAAACAAUACGUUUCCAACCGAGUGCACCAGGUUCAAACGGCCUUGCCUGAUGGUCAGUGGCGUUAUGUCUCUUCAUCCGAUAACCCCGCCGACUGUGCGUCGCGUGGGCUCAUGCUGUCAGAGUUGGCUCGACAUGAGUUAUAUUGGUGCGGCCCACAUUUUAUUUAUGACGCACCGGAAAACUGGGGGAAUGACGUUGUUCGAAUAUCACAUUCAAAAUUUCCGGAAGUGCGUCCUGUUAGUCUUGCCGUACAACGCAACGACCCUCCUGUAGAGUGGUUUUCGCGGUUUUCGUCCUACGAUCGGAUGUUACGUGUAAUCGUUCAGAUGCGUCAUUUCACUCUAAAAUGUCGCCUCCGUCCUGUUGAACCGACCAGGUUGAUUACAUUAGAUGAAAUCGACGAUGCUUUACGCAUAGUCGUGUUGAGCUCACAGAAACUGUUGUUUUCCGAGUUACGUAUUGAACUCGAGCGAAAUUUGCGUGUGUCGUCUAAACCGUUAGCUCGCCUCUGUCCAUUCGUUGACGAUAAAAACGUAAUUCGUGUAGGGGGUCGGUUAAAACAUUCUGCGUUGCCUUUCACGGUUGAACACCCUAUUUUGGUGGCCAAAAGUUCUCAUUUAUCGGUGCUAGUGUGUCGCCGUUGGCACAGAAUUAGUUGUCAUUCCGGGCCCCGAGUUAUGUCCUCGCUUAUUGGCCGGCAGUUCUGGUUGAUGUCCCUUCGCUCGGUGAUACACUCAGUUAUAAGCCAAUGUACUAUUUGCAUGCGUUUUGAUGGUCGUAACCCACAGCCCUUGAUGGCGGACCUACCGUCGGCUCGUGUGUCGCAAUGUCGUCCCUUUACACGAGUUGGCAUUGAUUACGCUGGUCCAUUAGAAAUGCGCGAGUUGCGGUUGCGUAGGUCACGAGAGUUUAAGGUAUACGUAGCCGUUUUUAUAUGCAUGGCCGUAAAAGCAGUCCAUUUAGAGCUUGUCUCGGAACUUUUCACUGCAGCGUUUAUGGCCGCGUUUGAUCGGUUCAUUGCGAGGCGAGGUCACCCCAAUGACGUCUUUUCGGAUUGUGGCACAAAUUUUGUUGGCGCUGCCCGUGAGUUGCGUCAAUUAAUCAAUAGUCCCUCGUUGCAACAAACAAUUACCGCGAGUUCAACCGGUUGUGCGUGGCAUUUCAACCCACCCGUGGCGCCCCAUUUCGGAGGUCUGUGGGAAGCUGCAGUCCGGUCCGCGAAGCGGUUACUAUCACGUAUAAUAGGACCUCACACCUUCUUGUAUGAAGAGUUUUCAACGGUUUGUAUAGGAUUGAGGUGGUCCUGAAUUCUCGUCCCCUCACUCCGACUUCCUCGGACCCUCAUGAUCUGGAGUGCAUUACACCAGGUCAUUUUCGGAUCGGCCAGCCAUUGCUUGCUGUACCUCCGCGCUCGUCCGGUGACCUGGAGCGAUCUAUUGCCAACAGAUGGAAGCUACUUGAUCAAUGCCAUCAGGCCUUUUAGCAUAGGUGGACCACUGAAUAUUUACACACUCACCAGGAGCCCACAAAAUGGACGGACAACCGUCCCAAUGUUCGGGUUAAUGACAUGGUACUUUUGCGCGAUCCUUUAGUACCGCCGUUGGAGUGGCGAUUCGGCCGUGUGACCGAAGUAAUCCCGGGGCCUGACGGCAUCGUGCUCGUAAUCCAGAUCUUAACGUCUCGUGGCCUAGUGACACGUCCGGUAAUCAAGGUGAUUGUGUUACCCACCCAACAAAUCUGACGUACUGCAACUGAGAUGAUCCCACCUUCCCCUAUUACCAUUGUUCUUUGGUAACUAUAAUGUAAAUUGUAUAAAAUAACAUGUAUUUUUUUUUAUUUUUCUUAUGUUUAAUAUUAUUAAUUUCCAUUUGAUAACGGUUCGGACCGUGUCAUUUGUUGGUUGUUAUUUUUUUUUUUUGUGUAAUACCGAUACUGACAACCACCCCUUCACCGACCAUGGAAGGCUGGACCACUACUCUUCAAUGGGGGGGGGGUAUGUUCGAGCUGGUUGUCUAAAUAUAAUAUUGUCGACCUUAUCUGCGGUUUUCCCCGCGAUAACCGCGACCGACAGCGAGCCCCGACGUCGUCACCGUCCGUAUUCUUUUACGGACCCCCGCAGUCGUCGUCGUAUGUUCACCUCCGAUGCCGGCAUAUCGCCGAUCUAUCGUAACGUGUGUCCUGUUUUUACUUUGUUUCGUUCACGCUUGUGCGCCUUUGUUGAUUCAUGCCAUUUUCUACCUUCCGCGUGAUUUUGCGGUGUCAUCGUGUGCGUUACCACCGGUCGCCCGUUUCCUUUCGUCGUCGUGCGUGUUUGCCGCCGGUCGCCAUUGCGCCGUUGUGCGUUGUACCGCCGAGCGUGUUUUACACCGUCGUCAUUGCAUCGCCGUUCGUACGAUACAUCGUUGUUCGUGGAGUGCCUGCCCGCUCUCGGCAGCAGGAAAUUGGCUGCACUGUCGUCGAUGGGAUUGAGUACACUACCGUGAAUGGCUGUAUUACAUUUUAUAUCUAUGUAUUUAUGUUUAUAUUAUUAUUAUUCCGGGCGCCCGAUCUUAUGUCCAAUGUGUUGAAUUAUGAUGAAUUAUUAUAUAAUUACUUUGGAUUAAAACCAACCUUGUUAUAAUCAUUUAAUAGUUUUUAAGUGUGAGGUGACCAGUCAAGUGUUCUACCCGAUCGAACAAGAUAUU
Messenger RNA from Sipha flava (yellow sugarcane aphid), 2738 nucleotides. RefSeq lists its product as uncharacterized. The record is from RefSeq and is a predicted model, not a curated record. The coding region runs from base 12 to 1361 and encodes 449 amino acids. Lineage: Eukaryota; Metazoa; Arthropoda; Insecta; Hemiptera; Aphididae. The transcript is spliced from 2 exons. Gene Ontology annotation, molecular function: nucleic acid binding.